AUGGCAAAGAGGUCAGCGGGAGGAGGCGGCGGGGGCAGGGGAAGGAACGGCCGGGUUAGCUCUUCGGGCUCCGCCCCCGCCCACGGCAGCCUCCCCCUCAUGACAGACCGCGGGAUGGCUAUGUCGGGCGGCGGCGGCGGCGGCGGCGGCGGCGGGGACGAUACGAAGGGCCGGAGGCAGAAGACAGACAGAGGUGGCGGUGGCGGAGGAGGAGGAGGCGGUGGGGUCACCGGGGACGCGGGAGUGAAAGCCCCUCCCGGAAAGAGGAGGAAAGGCGUCCCGGGGUGGAGAGCCAAAAACGGAGAGCAGGUGGCGGUGCGGGACGAUAGGGAGGAGCCAGGAGCGUGGAUCCUUGCGCGGGUGAUCAAGUACGUGCCGGACACUCACCACUACGAGUUGAAAGACGAUGACGACAAGGAGGGCAUCGGCAUCCUCACUGCCCCGCGGUCCCUGGUGAUCCGACUCGAGGACAGCACCAAGGGAGUGCAGAAGGGCGAGAGGGUUUUGGCAGUGUUCCCCGACACGACUAGCUUCUACCUCGGCACCAUCCACAGGGUCCCGAAGCCUGCUCCCGGUGCGGAGAGGCGCAUCGAGGUCAAGUUCAACGACGAUGCUGACGACACCGGGCGCACGCCCGGACGGUCUCUGCCAGCUCGAUACGUGGUGCCCCUCCCAGAGGGCUUCGAAGAGGACGACAGCAAGCCUGCCCAAGACGAUGAGCCGCCACAGGCGGGGGGCGGAGGUGGCCGUGGCGGCGUGGAUGGCGCCGUCGAGGAUGAUGGCGACGAUCAAACGGGGGGCGACGAAGACGAAGACGACGAUGACGAGCCGCCGUACGCCGACAUGAUCCGCACCGCCCUCAUGAAGCUCCCCGGCCGUCAGGGCAACCUGCCAACAGUGUGCGCCUACAUCGAGGAACACUUCCACGAGCGGUUGAACUGGAGGAGCGAGUCGAGCCUCCGUCGUACUCCCGCGUGGAAGGCGUCCGUCCGCCGCACGCUGGCGCACCACCCCAUGUUCUGCCACGCGGGGACACCAGAGCGGAACGUGUACACGCUCGUACAAGUAGAGUGAACGGGCUAUACAUAUAUACGGUAGGCCGCACAAGAUAAGCGCACCCCAUGGAAAAAUUUCAAGCUCGAUCAGCUGCGCGAAAGGAGAGGAUGUAAACGUGGAAUGAGGAUGUCAACGUGGAAUGAUUUACGGUUUCGGAAGGCUCUCGACUAGACGGUUUCCAAUGCCAACGGCACCGUAACUGUUUUUGCGGCAGAUAAAUCGAUCGGGCUUUGUGUUGUGUCUGCCGUGGCUUACGAUAUGGAGGGAGGGAAGGCGGGUGCAUCUUCAUUUAGCCGUUUAGUCUUGUUCGAAAUCUCAUCCUGGGAUCGCGGCGUGGUUUGUUUUAGUUGGUUGUUCGAUAUUUUGUUGUUGGCUAGGGAGCUAUGGUAGCUGACAAGGCUGCAAAAUGGGCCCGGUUCGAUUCUCGACCACUAACAUUCAUUGUUUCAGGAGGGCAUUCGGUCGCCAUUCAGGGCAGCUCCCUGUUGUCGAUAUGCAAUAGCGCCACGCAAUUGGUGGUCGCUACAUGUGUAUGGGGUUACCGCUUAGCAGGGGGGCGAUAUACCAGGACCGCGGCCGUUGUGUGCACGACUUUGCGGGGCGAGAGGUGCGGGUGCAGCUCUCACUUUUUCUUUCGGACUCGUGUGCACAUCGCAGCAGCGUGUGUGUGGAAUGUAGGUUUCAUCUACAGCACCUUGCCGCUAUGGGUUGGCCUGGUGACUAAAUUUGAACCUGGUGAGGUUGGUUAGUGCCCGGUCGAAGCAUGUGUCGGCGCCUCGGGUGUGUUUUAAUGACGAAGGAUCUGUCGGUAUGGCGUGACCGAUCCCAAUAUGUAUCAGGAUCGGAAUGGGUCGUGUCAUUGGGGUUGGGUGUGCCUGGCUUUCACGCAGUUGGGUGAUGCAGUCCGGGUUGGUUUGGUUCGCCUGUGUUGGUCUUUUGUUCGAUGUUGUGAGGCCAGCGACUCGAUCAGGUUUCAGUAGAGGCUACGCAUCGAUCGCUGCUGUUUUUGCCUUCUUUUUUUUUUCGACUCUUGUUUUUUUUCUUGUCUGCUCGAGGCAUGUAGCAGUCAUGUCCCUCUAUCCGCUUGUUGCGGCAAGAGGAGAAGAGGAGGUCGUGGAGACAUACAAGUACAUUUCUGUGUAUCAUAGCGCCACUGGUGCCACGAAAAUUACCGGAGGUUGGAAUUGGGAGGCUAUCGUGUCGUGUUUGAGCGCUAAAUGUCUAUCACCAGGGGCGAGGGAGAGAUGGGCUGUUAGUGGAUCAAUAAAGCGCUUCUUACCAUUAGUAACUGCCGAGGCGUGUUGGUUCUUUUUGAGGGAGGGUUUCACAGUGUUGUGUCGUUCGAAGUGGGGUGUCAGGCUACACCUGCCCGCGAAAUGGAACAUGAUAUCGGUUCGGGAAAUUGCAGUCUGGUACUCCUACAACGUUGUGUUUGUAACUUCGUAACGCAUCGCCGAUUGAGUCACGACAGGAGCUAUCCUGAGUACAAGCAUCUCUCGGGGGCUUGAUAACCCCAGUAAUUUAAUUGGCGUGGCUAUGUCUACAUAGCUUGAACGGUGUGUACCCGUGAGGUCGGUCGGCUUGACUGCGAAGUCUUGGGUCGGUUGGGGCAGGGCAACGACUGUAGCAGCAGCAGCAGCAGCAUGUACAGGGUCGGGUUGUAAUUGUGCGUCUCGGGGACAGAUCGCCUGCCUGUCAUAUGCUUGCGGACGUACACCCGCGACUGCUCAUUUUGGCUGCUAGCCACAGUGGAUAGAGAGAGAGAGAGAGAAAAGGUGCCCGCAGUU
Ectocarpus sp. CCAP 1310/34 is the source of this 2843-nucleotide messenger RNA. The record is from the annotation of a GenBank genome assembly. Lineage: Eukaryota; Phaeophyceae; Ectocarpales; Ectocarpaceae.